GCGAGCUGCUUUUCUCCCGCUGUAACUGAAAGGCGGGCAGACAGGGUCUAGGCUCUGGGAGUGAAUUAGAACUCUCCGCUAUAUCUAUUACCGGGUAACUGUCUCCCCGGGUCGGAGGGUGUACCACCAUCACAUACACACUCCCGGUCUCGGAAGUUUAAUUGAUUUAAGGACAUCUGUAUUAAACAGCCAUCGGCUGCCUCCACGAGUCCGGAAGAACCACCUAGUUAGAAAUAGCAUACUACUUGCUGUCUGACGUCCUCUCUGCCCCUGUCGAUCCAUCUCUCUUUUUCUUUCUCGUUCUAGCUCACACACGCGCGCGCACCUUCCUCUAUCACACACUAACACUGGAAAGUUUGAUUGCGUUGGCUCGUGGUCAAGAAGACAGCGUUUUUAACGGAAUCAGCCAGUCGAUGUCAGAGAGACCAUCCCUCUCCUGGCCCGGAACAGGGCACCCUCAAAACGUUUAACGGAUACCGGGACAGCCAGCGAGCAGGUUCUUGGCUCCGCAGCGGGUCCUGUUUCGCAUGGACAGCUGUUAUUAGCGGGGAACUUUCUUUCCAACUCUUGCUCCUUCCAGAGAGGAUGUUAACGUUAUCAGUCCAUUUCACAUGAAAACACUCCGUCAGAGUGUGUGUGUGAGUGCGUCUGUGCGUGCCUGUGUAACCUACUAUAUGUGUGUGUGGUUUCAAAUGAAGACCUGAGUUCGUGUGUGUGUUUCUGGGUUCGUGUGGCGCGGCUCUGGUUUUUGGAUUAUUAACCGGCGAGGAGCAGUGUUGGAGAUGUUUCUCUGUUUUACCGAUUUACCUAUUUAUUUAGCCGUUAACGGCUGAACCGGACAGCUCGCAUUCGACUCGUGACUUCAGGAUCACUGCUCUGGAACCUGCCAUGAUUCUGCUGAACCUUCUCAGCGUGCUGGUUCUGCUGGGGUGUGUGUGUGUGGUGUGUGUGUGGGGGCAUGGAUGGAGGGAGCCGCUGGACUGCGUGCGGGCGUUAGAGCUGUGUAACGGGGACAGCCAGUGCAGCUCCAGCUACAGGAUCAUGCGCCAGUGCCUGUCAGGUGGGGCGCGGGAUCGCCAGACCAUGCUGGCUGGCAGAGAGUGCCAGGGGGCCAUAGAGGUCCUACAGGACUCGUCGCUCUACGAUUGUCGCUGUAAGAGAGCCAUGAAGAAGGAAUUACAGUGUCUGCAGAACUACUGGAGUAUACACCAGGGCCUGACAGAGAGCGGAGAGGACUUCUAUGAGAUGUCACCCUAUGAGCUCCACGAAUUCUCAGAAGAGUUUAGACACGCCUCCAUCAUCUCAGACUCUUCUCUGUCCAAGGCCAGCCCAUGUUCGGAGCCAGGGAAACCCUGUAACCCAUGUCUCGAUGCAGCCAAGGCUUGCAACCUCAAUGAAACCUGCAAGAGACAACGCUCCAAUUACAUCGCUAUCUGCAACAAGCUCUCUCAGCCCUCACUGGCCAACCAGGAGCCUUGCAGCCGCAAACGAUGUCACAAGGCGCUGCGUCAGUUCUUUGAGCGUGUGCAGUGGGAGCUGAGUUACCCCCUGUUGUUCUGCUCGUGUUCGGACCAGGCCUGUGCUGAGAGACGUAGACAGACCAUUGUACCUGCCUGCUCCCACCAGGAGAAACACAGACCCUCCUGUCUAGAGCUACGACGCGCCUGCCGCUCCGAUGCACUCUGCAGAUCAAGACUGGCUGAUUUCCAUACGAACUGUCAGAUGACUGGUCACUCCAUCACCAGCUGUCCCCAUGAUAACUACCAUGGCUGCCUCAUGGCCUACGUAGGCCUUAUUGGGUCUGAUGUGACUCCUAACUACAUGGACAGCAGUCCCAGUAACAGCACCAUCUCUCCCUGGUGCUCCUGCAGAGGGACUGGCAACCAGGAAAAUGAGUGUGACGCCUUCCUCAGAGACUUCACACACAACACCUGUCUCAAGAAUGCCAUCCAGGCGUUUGGCUAUGGUCCAGAGGGGAGUGUACUUCCUGUUAUAGAGUCUUUGGCCACGCCCUUUCCUCCCAUACAGCCACCACUCAACUCUAAGCCCGCCCCCUCGCUCCAUGCCAAUGAAAUCAAGCCUCAGGACAGCACCUGUGUCUUCUCAACCUGCGCCAACCUUAAGGAUGGAGAACAAAAGUGCAUUCCCUCCAAUGACUUUGAGUGUGAAGAGGCGUUAUUGGCACAGGGUUCUAAGGGAGAAGAGGGUAGAGCCCAGCACUCUGCAGCAGCCCCUGGAACCCUGAUUGUGAGAGAGUGUGUGAGUGUGUGCAUGUCCAUGUUGGGGCUUCUGCUCCAGGCUCUGUAGUACACAUGUACACUCCUGACUGCUGACCUCGAAACCCUGUCCUCGGGGUCAGACAGGAAGCCCAAACGCCACCCGCAGGAAGUUAUGUGACAUCACAUCCUCCACUACCAUGUCAAAACAACAACAUCGACAGAAAAACUGAGCGAAGAUGAAAGCAGAGUCGAAGAAAGGAGGAAAGGUAUUGGAGAGGAGAAGUGAUGAGAUGAGGAGGAGAAGAGAGAGAGGACAGAGAAGAGACUGGCACUCAUUCUACAGAGAGACAAAGAGAGGGAGAGAGAGAAGGAGACAGACACUGGAUGGAUGAUUCUACAUAUGCCCUGUCCUAUCCUCCCACCCUGAACACUGUGGACUCUCAGGUCUGCAUUACCACCCUUUGUCUUGGUGUUUCUGAGUGUAUAGACACUUUGGCUGAGAUGGUAGUUCUGAUGUCUAACUGAUAGAGUGCAGAAUGAGUUGGCGAAGUGUGCUGCCAAAAGACGCAUUUCCUAAAAAUCUGAUGGGACACUGCACCUCCAGAAAUUCAUCCUCAUAUGCAUUUUAAAAUAAACUGUAAACAGGGUGUGAAUUACGGUAUAGACGGGGGGGGGGGGCUCAGCUCACCUGAAUGAGACGUUAGCUCCCUUAAAUGCAACUAAAGUCAAACUUUGGGGGGUCGCUAAAUAAUGCUAAUUUAACUAUUCUCCUAUUUGUUUAAAAUGCAGUGGUAAAUAUGUUUUACAGUGGUAAAUAUGAGAAUAAAAGCUUACAAAUGAAACAAACACCCCUAUCUCUCUGUCAUGGUUUAAACCAUUUAUUUCUAUGUAGAGGCGCUGUCCACUUAGUACUGCUGAAUUUUGGCCUCAGCUGAGCUCCUUUACACAUAGAUUUUCCUUUGUACUUCCUCAUUUGAGGAAGUCCUUGAUAAAAAAAUAGCCUUUAUUCCAAUGCAUUAGAUUUAUUUGUUGAUUUAUCAUUGUUUGUUUUUGUCGGUCAGCUGUUUAGAGCGCUCAUUGCUUUGUUUUUCAGGUGCGUGUGGGUACUGGUGUUCUCCGUGCCACCCGUGGCCAGAAGUACCAGACCGUUUAUUUAGCUUUAUUAUUUUCUAUCAAUAUUUGUUUUCUUUCCUAGAUCAGCUGAUGAUGGUCAACAGUAUCACUAACCAACUAGCCUAUAGCUGGACACCAAUGUGCAUCCAGUCCAUCCAUCAAGUAUACAUUCAUGAAAGUAGUCCUUUAAGGUAACUUGUUUGGUUAGAAGCAUCUGAUUAUGGCAUAGGUCUACAUCAUUUUGGAUUUAUGACAACUGUUUUCACAUCAUAAAAUGUCAUGUUGGCAUAGUUACACUUACAGUACAUCUACAGAAAUCUCCAAGAUCCAGGAUUCAUACAAGGUUUAAGUUCAAUGUUCUAAUUCAAUUGUUAAAUACUUAUUUAUAACAAAUAAUGUAAUUCAUGUAAGGGACUAAAGUUACUGUUUUAUGUCACAGGAUCUGUGAAGACUCUAAGCAUUAACUCAUGAGUUAUGGACAUGAACUAGGAUGUAAAACAUGUUUUGAUUCAACUCAUGUAUUAUAUUGAAUGUAGGCACCUUUUCUGUGUGUGUUCAUGUGUGUAAAAUUGCCUCGGCUGAGAGGGUAGGCUACUGGCAGUGGUGUAGGCCUAGCGGUGGGUAAAUGCAAGCAACCGCUGUUUACCCACCUUUUUCUGAAAAAUGCAUUGAAAGUAGUCUACAGGGAGCGUUUUCACAGCGACCGGCAAUAGGCUACUGGUAGGCCUAUUAGAAGUUCAUGGUAAAACACAUUGUGGUCUAGUAAGUUGACACUGUGUGUUAGGGUAACCAUCCCGUUUUCCUAGGACAGAUACAGACGCAUUUCAGGUGUCCCGACUUUUCAGACUACAAAAAAAUGUCCAUUUGUCAGCGAGACGCAUCAAUUAAUGCAAGCCUAAUCAAUGGCAACCUCUGAAUGUCAUUAGACACACUGUUUGGUGUUUUGUAACAAAUUCUAUUUCCAUUCAUCAAAUGACGUGAGUAUACAUGCAGCUUGAAUCCUGGAAUUAUUUUGGAGAAUACCAACAUGCACAGGUAGCCUACUUUUUGAAGUGAUUUGUUUGGCAAUCAGAUGAAAAUAUCAUGACUGGUUGUGUUCAUGCCCCAUUAAAAGGUCAUUCAUUUCUACCGUUUAAAUGACAUCUUCAUUAUUAGGCCCAUACAUUUUUUUCACCCCCCUGAAUGUCAUGGGGUAAUUCGCACUCUGACUUUACACCUCAAGUCUGAAGAAUUGGACAGGGCAACAAUCGAGGAGAGGACUAAUCUGCUAGGGCCUCUGACUCUACUUUGAUUAGAUGGACACCACUGGAAUUGGACUAGACUGCAUAGACUCUAAUGUGAUUGGAGCCAAAAGUCCAGAUAGGAGGGACUGUUCCUCUGUCUCUGACCUCAGUAACCUUCACAUCUCAGACAGACAGACAGACAGACA
Molecule: messenger RNA, 4761 nt
Organism: Oncorhynchus tshawytscha (Chinook salmon)
Lineage: Eukaryota; Metazoa; Chordata; Actinopteri; Salmoniformes; Salmonidae
Product: GDNF family receptor alpha-2-like
Exons: 10
Coding region: 889-2307 (472 amino acids)
Biological process (GO): nervous system development
Cellular component (GO): signaling receptor complex; external side of plasma membrane
Molecular function (GO): signaling receptor activity
Source: RefSeq, a predicted model, not a curated record